GGCACUGAUAACCACUUAAAAUAUGAGUAAUAAAAACGCAUGUAGUUGACUCAGCAAUAUAAGCAGCAGACUGGAGAGCGAUACACCCUCUCUUAGCAGCAAACAGCGUACAGACAACGAGUGACUGAAUUAGGGAUGGGAGGUUUAAUGAAGUACAGUAAGUCAGUUUAAAUUUACUAGGAAAAAAAAGGCUAGUUUGCAAAAGAUUUUUAGUUCAGUUUGAUUCAUUUUUUAAUCUGGGUCUGAUAACAUUUAUUUAUUUCUGGUGAUAAUCGGAUUUAGGGUUGCGAUUUUAUUAUUGUAAUAAUAAUAAUAAUAAUAAUAAUAAUAAUAAUAAUAAUAUUUCUGCUUGUCUCCGUUACAUCACCUUUAUUGCAUUAGAAUUUCAAUGACUUAUUUAUUUAUAAAAAUUGAAAGGCUCCAUUUAUAAAAGUGAAAAAAUCCUUUAAAAAAAAAAAAAAAAAGAUACGCAGAGUAACGCAAGCUCCUUAUAAAAAAGAACUCUCAAAGUUACACUCCGGUAUUGAUUCGUUAACUAAUUGCAAACAGCUAAUUCAGUAACUGCUUUAGCUUCAGACGCUGCUAUAAGGAUGCAGGGGUCUGUCUCGCUAGUCUGGGUGGUCUGUUUGGGGCUGGGUGCUCCGUGCUGGGCGGUGCCCGUAGGAAAGUGGCAGGGUGUCAGAGGGGACCACCCCCAGCUGGCGUUGGAGGAGGACGUGAACAUCCUGAUGUACGGGGUGCUGCAGUUCAGUUCAGGUCUGCGCGAAAUGUACCGCGGCACCUCCAGCAAGUUCACACAGAUCUUCCACAGCCUGGACGCGUUCGAGAGGACCCUGGGGCUGCUGGGAAAGAGCGUGCGAGAGGCAAAGGACGCGGGGGGAGAGCUGGAGAGCAGCGUGCUGCAGCUACAGCGAGAGGAGAUGCAGCUGAAGAGCCAGUCCACAGAGAUUAACCAGCAGUUCAAGAGCCUGCUGUACGAUCAGCUGGUCCUGCAGAACAAAGUGACCAGUCUGGAGAAAACCCUGAGCAGCCUGGAGGGGACCAAACUACAAACACAGCCCGAGAACGUCUCUCAACUCAAGGAACAAAGCCUGAAACAGUACAAAACUCUGCAGAAGCUGAUGCAUUCAGUGCAGAGUCAGAGGAAGCAGAUGGAACAACAACAGCUACAGCUCUCACAGCUGUUGAAAAAGGGUGACUCUUGAACAGCACGAGAGAGAGCGAGAGAGAGAGAGAGAGCGAGAGAGCGAGAGAGAGAGAGAGAGAGAGAGAGAGAGAGAGAGAGAGAAUCUGUGGCAAUGUUUACUCAGCUUUCCAAUCGAAAGGACACCUUAUAAAACACAGAGACAGUUUGCAUUUAGUUCCUCUUUCUACAGUGAAGAACGGGAAGGGCAGACAUCCUUCAACACCCAGGUUUCCUUUGGCCCAAAAUCUACCUUUUUGUCUCCAUGCAGAGGGAACCCUACGAGACACUGCGAAAACCCAUAAUGAGGUCACUUCAGCCCAACUCUGUAUAUAGUUAUUAUUAGGGCUGUGUAUUUAAGGCUUGUUUCACAGCAUUCCACGGUCUAAAACUGUAUUUCAAGAUAUUUAAACAUCCUAUUUAUUAAAAGCAGAACAAUAUAGCAUUGCUAUAUUCAAUACUGAUGCAUUCAAUCGAGCCAUCUGAAAUGUCUUUGCGUUGAUUCCUCAUUUGUUUGCUCACAAAGAUCAAAAGCAGAACGGAUUGCAUUACAACAUUAGACUCUGAUGCCAUCUGAAAUGUCUUUGCAUCAGAUAGCUUGUGUGAGAUGGAAGAGGCGUCACAUUAAAAUUAGCUAGUGUGUUUAUUCUUAUUUAACUAUGUAUUACACAAUUAAUAAAGUAUAGGGCGGUGUGGCUUGGUACAAGCAGAUUUCAAACCAGCUCAAAGUCAGAUUCCACUAGUGUGUAGCUGCUGACCUGUUGUGUUUGCAUCGUACAUAUGAUGGUGUAUAUAUAUAUAUAUAUAUAUAUAUAUAUAUAUAUAUAUAUAUAAAGGGCGAAACAUGUAUGCAGCUACUGUAUUUUGACUUUUAAAACGCUGUGAAUGUAGAAGCCGUUAGGCAACUUUCACGCGAUUUGAUUGGCUCUUGUAAUGCUUUAUUUGCAUAUCUCCCUACAACCCCCUAUAUAUAUAUAUAUAGCUUUCUUAAUUCUUUGUUCUGUCUUUCCUUUGUCUGUUUGUUUUUUAUAUUACUGUAAAGUAUGUAGCAAUAAAACCUCAUAACUUGAAGAAAAAAAAAAUGUUCCGACAUAUAAAAACCAAGUUAAUAAAAACCAUUAAAAAAA
Acipenser ruthenus (sterlet) is the source of this 2310-nucleotide messenger RNA. RefSeq lists its product as uncharacterized. The transcript has 4 exons. The record is from RefSeq and is a predicted model, not a curated record. Gene Ontology annotation, biological process: regulation of lipid metabolic process; triglyceride homeostasis. The coding region runs from base 591 to 1205 and encodes 204 amino acids. Lineage: Eukaryota; Metazoa; Chordata; Actinopteri; Acipenseriformes; Acipenseridae.